Ricinus communis (castor bean) is the source of this 2768-nucleotide messenger RNA. Its product is annotated as RING-H2 finger protein ATL46-like. Lineage: Eukaryota; Viridiplantae; Streptophyta; Magnoliopsida; Malpighiales; Euphorbiaceae. The record is from RefSeq and is a predicted model, not a curated record.
CUAUCCGCUUAUAAUAAUAAUAAAAUCUACAGUGGCUUAUCAUAAAUAAAUUAAAAUUAUAACUUAUAAUUCCCAAGAAAACAAUUGCCUUACCUUGAAAAAGAAAAACUAAAAGGGAAAUGGAAAGGAAGGAAAAGAAAAAUCAAUGGACCACAUUGCUAGUUAACAAAAGGAAAACAAGAUCAUCAUUAUAAUAGCAUUUGAUACUAAUCACAAGUUUGAAUUCAUGAUUUUCAUAAUUUCAUAAAUUGAUAUGUUGUCUGUUAAACACUUUAAUCCCCAUGAACUAAUCUGAACCCUAAUCCAUAUAUGACACAAAUCCCUCAAAACCAAACCAAAAACCACAGGUGGAAACUUCUUUUUAUUUUUAGAAAAAAUAAAAUUAUUUAAUGAACAGAGCCCAGCUCCACCAUGAAAGCCCACAAAGGACAACAUUUUUUGUCGCUAACGGUUGACCAACCUGACUCUUACUCGCUUUUAUGGCGCGUGCGGGAACGCUCCCAGUUCCUCUUUUUGGCAUCCUUACCUCUCUCUCUCUUUGGAAACUACUACUGUCACUGCCACCCUUCUUGUCUUCUCCAGCAAAAAAAAAAAAAAAGGAAAACUGAGUUUUAGAGAGAGAGAGAGGAAGAUAGUGCCUUUUCAGAGAGAGAAAAAGAUUGUGAUAUUAAAUACUAAAAACCCAAUUCAUUUCUAUACUUUCUUCUUCCUUUGGUCCUAUUUAAGUGAUUACUCAAAAAGAAAAGGCCUUGUUAAACCAAAAAAGAGAAAAAGAAAAAGAAAAGGAAAAGGAAAGGCCUUGCUUUUAUAUCAAUAGGGUUUUCUUUAUUUUUGUGCUUUUUUUUUAGUUUCUUUUGUUUUAUUGAAGAACAGCAUUCUGGAAGUGUUUGUUUAAAAUAUUCAUAUAUGGUGAAGUUGAACCCUCUUGAAGAAGAAUCAGGUUAGGUAAGUUUUCAAAGUUUCAAGCUUUUGUUGUUUUUAUGCAUGUCAGCUAUUAUUGCUCAGUGACUUUGGGUUCCGUUUGAUGUAUAUAUAUUGCAAAGAAUUAGAAAAAGAAAAGAUUGAAAAGGAAAUGGUACUUGUAGAAGUAGUAAAACGCAACCAGUUACUGCUAUUAUUAAUAUUCGAAUUCAAGUAGAUGAGAAAGGAGUUCUUAGUAUGGAGCACAAAAGUGUUGCUUUUGUUGCAACGUUGAUCUGAAAAAUGAGUUGGGUUGUGUUUGAUUUUUGAGCUAAAAAGAGAAUAUUCUACUUCUUCUGGUUGGCAUAUGAUCUGUGUGAUAUAUCAGAGAGCAAAGAGAAUAGGUGGUUAAUGGAGCAUAAACAUUUGAAGAUGUCAUGGAUUCAAUAUCAAAUCAAGCAAAAAGAUGGUUACUUGGCAUAUCCACCACCUCUUUCUCCUUCUCCUAAUCUAUUAUCUCCUCCAUAUACUACUACUUUCCACAAAGAAUCGACACCAUCAUCUUCGUCAUCACCAUCAUCUUCUGGUACAAGAAUUAGCCCUGCUGUUCUUUUUAUUAUAGUGAUUCUUGCUGUACUAUUUUUCAUAUCCGGUUUACUUCACUUGCUUGUUAGAUUCCUUAUAAAACACCCAUCUUCCUCAGCUUCCUCUCAAUCUAAUAAUAGAUAUCCUGAAAUCUCUGGCCCUGAUGCUCUUCAAAGACAACUACAGCAGCUUUUUCAUCUCCAUGAUUCUGGUUUGGAUCAAGCUUUUAUAGAUGCUCUUCCUGUUUUUCAAUAUAGAGAGAUUGUAGGUCUAAAAGAGCCUUUUGAUUGUGCUGUCUGUUUAUGUGAGUUUACUGAGAAAGAUAAGCUGAGAUUGCUCCCUGUCUGUAGUCAUGCUUUUCAUAUUAAUUGCAUAGAUACUUGGCUGUUGUCAAACUCUACAUGCCCUCUUUGUAGGGGGACCCUUUUUACUCCUGGGUUUUCCAUUGAAAAUCCAAUGUUCGAUUUUGAUGAUUUAAGAGAAAAUGAUGGUUAUCCUGGUAGUGGAGAAAAUGGGUUUCCUGCUAGUCAAAAAAUUAUGGAAAUUGAAGAACCUGCUGUUAUUGAAAAGGGGGUUUUGCCUGUUAGACUUGGUAAAUUCAGGAGGCUAACUGAUGGAACGGGGGAGGCAGGAGGAGAGACUAGUAGCAGUAAUUUAGAUGCAAGAAGAUGUUUCUCAAUGGGUUCAUAUCAAUAUGUGCUCGGUGAUUCAGACCUCCGAGUGGCCUUAUGCACCGACCGUCAUGCCCGCUCUGUUAAGCCAGAAAAGGGGAAUGAUCAGAAUGGAAGUGUUUUAGUUGAUGGAGACUUGGAGGGAAAGAAGAUUAGCAGAGUGACCAAACGUGAGAGCUUCUCUGUGUCUAAGAUUUGGCUUUGGUCUAAAAAGGGAAAAUUUUCGAGCUCCACCGAUGCUCAGAUGGGUAUGCCUUCUUCACUUAGCUUAGAUUUGCCAUGGAUGGAUGAACACAAGAAAAAUGAAGGUAUCUUUAUCUUUAAUCCAUUGAUCAAAGCUUCAUUCAUUUUUCUUUCUGAAAUUUUUUUGGGGAUGCUAAUUCUGAUAUUGUGAUGAUUAGCUGUGGUAUAUUGUUGAUGUAAUGCUUGUGCCUCGAACUUUCAUUGAUUAAAAUCAAGUUUCAGGCACCUUUUUCUUGUUACAAAGAUUGACCAAAUAGGGUACGUCUAGGAUGGUUCUUUUAUAAUUGAAUGAAAUAUCAUGAUGUCCUAUGCUCAGCAAAAGAACACAUGUCCUUGAUUAUUUAUUGAGCUUUUGAAAAGUCUUGACUA